Asparagus officinalis (garden asparagus) is the source of this 3176-nucleotide messenger RNA. RefSeq names its product serine/threonine-protein kinase PBS1-like. Lineage: Eukaryota; Viridiplantae; Streptophyta; Magnoliopsida; Asparagales; Asparagaceae. The record is from RefSeq and is a predicted model, not a curated record. Gene Ontology annotation, biological process: protein phosphorylation. The coding region runs from base 858 to 2996 and encodes 712 amino acids. Gene Ontology annotation, molecular function: ATP binding; protein serine/threonine kinase activity. The transcript has 5 exons.
AUUUCAUUGCAACAAUUCGAAUUGAUUCGAUGGUUCAACUAUUGAUAAUGAUAGUAUUCCUCUCUUUGUUGAUGAUUGAUUGUCUAUAUUCAUGGAUUAUGCCCUGUGUGAAGUAAGCUUCACCGGUGGGUGGUAAUGGUCAAAAACAAAAACUUCAGUCUUUUAGCAUAGUAAAACCCACAAUGUUUAAGAUACUUGAAAAAGUCUUAUGCAUGUUAAGAAGAAAAUGUCAAGGAAACAAAAAUUUCUUGGGUUCUAUCAUGAUUUUUAGUUUUCAUAGCCUCUCACUUUUGGAUCUUAUACUUUUCUUUUUUUUUGCCAAGUAGAAUAAAAAGGAACAAUUGAACUAGAUCCAUCCAUUAUUUAUCAUUUUUUAUUUUUCUGAAAGAAAGAUCCAAUAAAAGACUACCAUGUCAUCUGAUAACGCUAAUGUAAAUAUGGUUUAACAAACAUCUUCUCUUUUUCCAGUUCAAGAAAAUGCAUUUAUUUUGCUCAAAUAAUCUAUUUUUGGAAUUUCUUAUUAGUGCAAAAAUAGGGAGACAAAAAAAUAUUGAAUGGUUGUUUGUGUUGCUUCUCGCGAAAAUCAAUGCUUUCUCCACAAACACUCGAGAAUUUUGAGAAACAAUUUACUCAAUGGCUACUAAGAUUUACUUUUGGGUUCUUUUUUCUCAAAUAGCCCCUUUAAGAUAUUAUAAUAACAAAUUUCUUUGUUUUGUGUUUCUCUUUCCUCCUCUUAUUCUUCCUGAAUCUUUGGCCAUUGUUUGUGUGGUUUCGGCUCAAGAGUGAUUCCACUCAUCGGUCGAUCCACACAAACACAAUAAUUUUCAAUGAGAUAUUGUUCUUCUUCUUAGAAAAUCAUGGGUUUCUUAUCUUGUUUUAAAUCAUCGACACAAUCGAAAUCGAAAAAGAGCUGGAAAUGUUGGAAAAAGAAGGAAAAGGACAAAUGGUUAUCAGAAGAAAAGAUAUCGAAAAAGAGAAAAAAAAGGAGAUUGUGUUGUUUUGGUGAUGAAAUAUCAUCAAAAGGGAAAGGAUCAUCAAAUAAGGAAAGAAGCAAGUGGUGUUGCAUUCGUAAGAGACCAUCAAGGUAUAAAGAACCAUCGAGAAAGAAAGAAAAGUGUAGGAUAAGUUUUUUUUGUUGUAAAGGAUCAUCAAACGAUGAAGAACCAUUGAGAAAGAAAGAAAAAUGUGGGAUUUGUUGUUCUUGUUGUAAAAGAUCAUCAAGUGCUGAAGAUAUAUCAAGAAAAGGAGGAAAAUGCGGGACAUGUUGCUUCGGUCGCAAGAAACCUUCAUCAAAUGAUCCAUCAAAAAUAAAAGAGAAGGGGUGCAUGAGUUGUUUCAAUUGUUGUAAAAAAUCAUCGAAUGAUCAACGAAAAGAAAAGGGGUGCAAUAGUUGCUUCAAUUGUUGCAAGCCAUCUUCAUCAAAUGAUCAAAGAAAAGAAAAGGGGUGCAUGAGUUGUUUCAAUUGUUGUAAGCCACCGAAGAAGGAGAAACGCAUAGGAGGCAAAGAAAAUGAUAUUAAUUGUUGUGCUUGCACUUGCGCAAAAUCUUCAGAGACGAUAAGUUGUCUUUCUUGUUUCAGAUCCUCUAAAAAGAAUAAAAGAAAAAGAGGAGAAAGAGAGAGUGUAAUGCCCUUGAAUGAAACAUGCUCAAAGGCUCUUGGUUCUUGUGGUUGCUCAUGUUGUUCUUCUUUGGAGAACAAGAAUGUGCACAAGGGUAAAGGGAAGAAAAAACAUUGUUGGAAGAGGAAGGAGAAGAAGAAAAAGAAUCAUUUAGCUUCCCUUGUUAAGACAAUAUCUUUUAAAUCUGAUAGUGGCAAGCAUAGGUCUGCAGCUGAAGAAAUUCUUCGUAUUGGUAAUGGUAAUAUUGCAGCAAAGGUUUUCACAUACCGUGAAAUUGUAAUAGCAACACAAAAUUUUGCACCAGAGUGUUUACUAGGACAAGGUGGAUUUGGAAAGGUUUACAGAGGACAACUGAAGGAGACAAACCAAAUUGUAGCAGUUAAGAAACUCGAUAAAACUGGAUAUCAGGGAAAUAGAGAGUUUCUAAUUGAAGUACUGAUGCUCAGCCUCCUCAGCCAUCCAAAUCUUGUAAAUUUGCUUGGAUAUUGUUCUGAUAAUGGCCAAAGGAUUCUAGUAUAUGAGUACAUGGCUCUUGGUUCUUUGCAAGAUCAUCUUCUUGAUUUAGCUCCAAAUACUAAGGCAUUGAAUUGGAACACAAGAAUGAAAAUAGCUGCAGGUGCCGCAAAAGGACUUGAGCAUUUGCAUGUUACUGCAACUCCCCCUGUGAUUUAUCGCGAUCUGAAAGCAUCAAAUAUAUUGCUUGAUCAGGAUUAUAACCCGAAAUUGGCUGAUUUUGGUUUGGCAAAGCUUGGUCCUGUUGGUUCUCAGAACCACAUAUCCACAAGAGUUAUGGGAACUUUUGGUUAUUGUGCUCCUGAGUACGCUUUAACUGGAAAGUUGACAAUAAUGUCAGAUAUUUACAGUUUUGGGGUUGUGCUUUUGGAGCUAAUUACUGGAAGAAAGGCGAUGGAUUCGAGAAGACCAAGAAAUGAGCAAAGACUAGUUGAAUGGGCAGCUCCGCUGUUCAAGGAUAAGAAGAACUUCCUUAAAAUGGCUGACCCGUUGCUCGAAGGGAAAUUUCCUGUUAAGUCUCUGUAUCAAGCAAUUGCAAUUGCUGCAAUGUGUGUUCAAGAGGAGGAUACUACUCGACCGCUCAUUAAAGAUGUUGCCAGUGCUCUUCAGUUUCUGGCAACACCAAACAACGGUUCCCCCUCUGAAGAGGAACCUGAAAUUUCUAGCAUUGAGAAUGAAACUUCUGCUCAAUCGCAAACUGCAACAGAUUUUAGUCGCCCUAUGAAUAAAGAUCCAUCACAUUCACAUCAUGAUGCACAGGACUCAUCAGAUGGUGAUUGGCAAAGUUGUUCAACUGUGACAGAAGAUGAAGAUGAACUUGUUGAGUUAGAUACUGACGUAAAACUGGGGGAUUCGGAACUUUGAAAGGAAGACUAGCGAAGAUUUCUUCAUUUGUCACUUUUUUGUUGCCUAUAGGUUGCUACUAGGUGUUGUGUGUAUUUUUUAUCUUAGGAUGAUAUGGUGGAUGUCAUACAAUCUUUUGACGGUGUUGUUUUUGUAGAUGGAUGGUGCAAUAUUUAAUUUGAAGAAAAUGAAAGGGAGAAA